UGUGAGCAUCAGCACCUGUCGUAUUCAGCGCAAUCAUGUCUGGCAACCCUUACUAUGACAUGACCAACAAUUCUUUGGACAACUGCACCGAUGUGGACGACAAGGUGAAGCGCUACUAUCUGCCAGCCAUGUACGGUGCCAUCUUCAUAGUGGGUGUGAUUGGAAACAUCACAGCUCUUCUGGUGUAUCUGCUCAAGGUUCGACCCUGGAAGAGCAGCACCAUCAUCAUGGUGAACCUGGUCCUCACAGAUCUCCUCUUCAUGAUCUCGCUGCCAUUUUUAGUGUAUUACUAUGUGCUGAAUGACUCGUGGACUCUGGGAAUCACCGUGUGUCGCUUCGCCCGCUUCAUCUUCCACUUCAACCUGUACGGCAGCAUCCUCUUCCUCACAUGCUUCUCCAUUUUUCGCUAUGUAGCAAUCGUGCAUCCGCAGCACUCACACAAGAUUCGGCGCAAACGCUGGGGCGUUGUAUCUUGUGCGCUGGUUUGGGUUGUUACAGUGGCUGAACUGAGUCCCAUUUUUAAUCUGUUUGCCACGAUGGAGAUCGAUAACAAAACAUACUGUUUGGAUUUUGCGAGCAAUGAUGCUCAAAAGAUUUGGCCGUAUAGUUGGGUGUUGACAGUACUUGGCUAUUUAGUUCCUUUAGUGGUGGUCUGUGUCUGCUAUUGGCGCAUCAUCGAAAAGCUAAAGGAGGGUCCUCAUAUGGGGUGCAAAAAACGAGUGCGAGCGAGGAGAUUCAUUGUGCUCAUUUUGACGUGUUUUGCGGUUUGUUUUCUUCCGUUUCAUGUGCUGCGAGCGUUUAGAAUCUACACGAGGCUCACGCCAGAGACGAACUGUAUGCUGGAUCAUGGCGUUCAUGCGGCUUACAUCAUCUCCAGACCAAUCGCUGUGCUUAACAUCAUCUUCAACCUGCCGCUCUACACGCUGUCAGGCGAUAGCUUUAAACAGGCCUUCGUGGAGAUCUUCAAAUGUGACAAGUUCAAGUCGAGCAAUGAAAGGCUUGUUCAACUGGCGGUGAUCAGCUAACGCAUGCCCACAUUAUGAGCGAGAAGAGCAGCUGAGAUUGAAUUUUACGCUACAUUAGUGAGCCAAAGUCAAAGACACUGUGAAAUGGUAUGAUAUGAAGGAUAUCCAUCACAUUAAACUGGACAUUUGGACAUUAAUUAUGCACUAAUGACACUUAUCACAAUACAGGCCUGAUUGACUUUGUAUCUGCUGUGGGGAACAGCUACUAUAUUUUGUCAUUAAGCGUAAAAAAGUAAAAUAUUGCCAGACAUAUUUACAACAA
This is a messenger RNA of Danio rerio (zebrafish), 1287 nucleotides long. It is a transcript of the gene oxgr1a.1, whose product is annotated as oxoglutarate (alpha-ketoglutarate) receptor 1a, tandem duplicate 1. The record is from RefSeq and is marked provisional. Gene Ontology annotation, molecular function: G protein-coupled receptor activity. Lineage: Eukaryota; Metazoa; Chordata; Actinopteri; Cypriniformes; Danionidae. Gene Ontology annotation, biological process: signal transduction; G protein-coupled receptor signaling pathway. Gene Ontology annotation, cellular component: membrane; plasma membrane.